Molecule: messenger RNA, 5769 nt
Organism: Hippocampus comes (tiger tail seahorse)
Lineage: Eukaryota; Metazoa; Chordata; Actinopteri; Syngnathiformes; Syngnathidae
Gene: dnmbp
Product: dynamin binding protein
Biological process (GO): cilium assembly; intracellular signal transduction
Cellular component (GO): cytoplasm
Molecular function (GO): protein binding; guanyl-nucleotide exchange factor activity
Source: RefSeq, a predicted model, not a curated record
CACCUAACGGGAGCUCUGAAAAAAUGGGUGGUGUGUUUGUGUGAGUGGAAAAAAAAGGCAUGGAGAGGAGACACGCAAAAAGGCAAGCUCGCCUUCCAGCGCCUCUGACGUCUGACCAGAUGACAGCUGAUCCGGCAGCGACACAUGAAGGACUGCGCCAACAUGGUUUUACACCAAAAUAGCGGGGUACCUCGCUUUGUGAUGAUUGCUUUGCAGCGAUACGCAGUGUAAUUGCUCAAGUCCCGUCUGGGGGACACGCGUGCCAACUAACACAUCAUCAGCGGAGCGGUGCAAGAGUUGCCUUCUGGUGUGAGUCUGCUUGGAUCUUGAACGCCGUCGCCGGAUUUCAAUCACCCGAAUAGGUUAUGAGUCAUGGAAGCGGGAUCGCUGGUGCGCGCCGUGUUCGAGUUCCUCCCCAGCGUCUCCGAGGAGCUGCCCCUCUUCACCGGCGAUGUCAUCGAGGUGCUCGGCGUGGUGGACGAGUUCUGGUUGCUGGGCAACAAAGACGGCGUCACCGGUCAGUUUCCCAGCACUUUUGUGGAAGAGGUGACCAUUCCCAGCUCCAAGCCUGAAGAUCCCCUCUACGUGUGCGUCAAUGAUUUCUGCUCCACGCAACCGGACGGUCUUUCCCUCGUGAGAGGCGACGUGCUGGUUGGCCAGGCGGGGGAGUCCACGGCCUUUGGAGAAUCCUGGCUUUGUGGCUGCAACGCCCGGGGGGCCCGCGGCGUCUUCCCCGCAUCCUGCGUGAAGGAGCUGACCCUCUCGUGCCGCUCCAGGCAGCUGUCGGAGCGCUCGGCCCAGGCUCAGACUUCGGACCUGCCGGCGUACGCCCUCGGCCGGGCCCGGGCUCUCAUGAGUCUGCACGCGCAGCUCAACGAGGAGCUGGACUUCCGCGAGGGGGACGCCAUCAUCAUCACCGGGCUGCCCGAGCCGGGCUGGUUCGAGGGGGAGCUGGACGGCCGCAGGGGCGUCUUUCCCGAGGGCUUCGUGGAGCUCCUGAGUCCUCUUCGGUCACCCCGGGAGCUCGCGCGCUGCCCCUGUUUCGGCGAUGACCGCGACGAUGCCGCCGAAGAAGACGCCGCCGAAGAUGCGGAGGUGGAGGAGCGGCAGAAAGAGUCGGCCCCACAAGGCGAUGCGGAGGCGGAAGGCGCCGUGUACGGAGUGGCGCUCUACGAGUUCCGGGCCAUGGAGCCCGCCGAGUUGGACUUUGACGUGGGCGACCGCAUCCGCGUCGUCGACACCAUGGACGACGGCUGGCUGGAGGGCGAACUGAGAGGGCGGCGUGGCAUCUUUCCGCAUCGUUUUGUCCAAAUCGACGACUCCGGCCUAAAAAUGGCCAAGGGAACAGGUCAACAUGAACCCGAGGGGGAGGAGGAGGAGGAGAGCACUUUCCAAAACGGCUCCGAUCCUUCGUGCCCCAACGGCGACGACCUUAAUGUGACCUCUUAUGAAGAUCACACGAUAUGGGAUCUGGACUACUUUGAGAGGAGCGAGGAGCGGAGAUGGCCCGGCGUAAGCGAGACCAACGCGGCCCCGAAGGAAAGCAGGAGGGAGAGCCGUUCCAGCAGCGGGCCGCAGAGACCCAAAGGUAGGCCGCCGGCGAGGCCUCGACUCCCGCCGCCGCGCCCCAGCCGGCCCGCACGCAGCCACGUCAGCCCAGUCGCCGCUCAAGCUAAAUUAUCGCCGAGCCUCACUCUUCCCGGCACGAGCCGCAGCGCCACGCUGGGGCAAGCGUUGAUGAGCCUCGUGGAGAACCCCAAACAGAAGAAGCCGGGCCUCGGCGGGGGCCAAAGCCAAUGGCGCCGCUCCCAGCAGAAGGCGCGCUGCGGCUCCAACGGCCCGGCGCCGUCGUCCUUCGCCCUGGACGCUUUGCUGACGUCGGCCGGCGACUUGGAGGCCAAACUCUCCCAGCAGCUCUUUGAAUUUGAGAAAAGCCUGACGGCGUCGCCGAGCGCCGGCACUUCCGGCCGGCGAUCUCCCGUCUCCAGACACUUCUCCAUUGUGGGCUACAGCGACGAGAGCGACAUCAUCCGCGGGUCCUGGCGUUCCCCGGGGCGCAGCUCCGCUUCCUCCUCCUCAGAGAGGCGCGGGGCCCUUCGCCCGCCGCCCCCUCGUCCGCGAGCCGUUCGUCCCAGAGGCGCACCCGCGAGCGGACCGGCCCGCCCCGCUCUCCGGCCGCCUCCGCCGACCCCGAGACCCGCCGCCCAUCCCUCCCUCAACAACAAGCCCGUCUUCCUUCCCCCCGAUGAGCCAACUCCAAGCAUCUCGGACCCGAUGUCUGAAGGUCCGGCCGAUCUCAACGACCCGGCAGCCAGCGGGGAACACGAGGUCCGGUUCCAGCCGGAAGCCGAGACGGAUCUGGAGGCGGAGAUGGAGCCGGAGAGCCAAGAGCAGGGGCCGCGGGAGGACAGUUACCGGCUGUCGCUGCGGCUCCGAGAGGUGGAGAACGACAUGGAGGCGUACGCGCGCACCGCCGAGGAGCUCCGGGCCAUGCUGGAGGAGGACGAGGAGGAGGCGGCCCGCGCGCAGGUCAUGGAGAACCUGGAGUUCUGCAACUACACGCUGGAGACGCUGGCUUUGGAGCAGCGCCAGUUGCAAGAAAUGACGCAGCUGUCGUCGGAGCCCCCGAAGCCCGCUUCGGCCGGCGAUGCCGCGCCCGCCGCCGACGCCGAGGACCCCGAGCUGAGGAUGCUGGAGAAGCGAUCCAAGGUGAUCGAGGAGAUGCUGCAGACGGAGAAGGACUACAUCAAGGACCUGCAAAUGUGCGUGCUGGAGAUCGUCGAGCCUCUGAAGAAGAAGCAGGUGAAGAACGUGGACUAUGACGGACUUUUUGGCAACAUCAACUCUGUGAUCGAUCUGUCUCAGCGGCUGUUUGAAACGCUGGAGGAAACGGACUCUAUCGGAAAGGUCUUCCUGGACUUUAAAGCGGAGCUGGAGGCGGUGUACAACGUCUAUUGCCAGAACCACGACGACGCCAUCUCGCUGCUGGAAACCUACGAGAAAGACGAAAACAUCCAGCGCCAUGUGUUGGAGUGUCUGGAGAGGCUGAGGGCCAUAUAUCGAGAGUGGGGCAAAACAAACUACAUCAACCUGGGCUCUUUCCUCAUCAAGCCGGUGCAGCGGGUCAUGCGCUACCCGCUGCUGCUCGUGGAGCUGCUGGGGGCCACGCCCGAGAGCCACCACGACCGGCCCCAGCUCGCUCAGGCCCUGCAGGCUGUCAAGGAAAUCAACGUCAACAUCAACGAGUACAAGCGCCGGAAGGACCUUGUGGUGAAGUACAGGAAGGGCGACGAGGACACGUUCAUCGACAAAAUCUCCAAACUGAGCAUGCAUUCCAUCAUCAAGAAGUCCAACCGUGUCAGCAGUCACCUCAAGCACCUGACGGGAAUUUCACCCCAGAUUAAAGACGAGGCGUUCGACGAGGCUGAAAGGAGGUUCCGGCUGCAGGAGAGACUCAUUAAAUCUUUCGUCCGGGACAUUUCCUUGUACCUGCAGCAUAUCAGGGAAUCGGCCUCGGUGAAGGUGCUGGCGGCCAUCAGCUUCUGCGACAUCUACACGGAGCAAAGUCUCCCCGACCCGGAGCGCUUCCAGAGAGCCCAUCGCUGCAUCAGCGACAAGCAGUUCACCGAAUUUAAGGAGCGCACGGAAGCUUUGGUGAUCAACCCGCUCACCCAGCUACUACUCAUGUUCGCCGGGCCUCACAAGCUGGUCCAGAAGCGUUUCGACAAGCUGCUGGACUACGACAGUUGCAAGGAGCGAGCCGAGCGCCUCAAGGACCGGCGGGUUCAAGACGAGCUGCAGGUGGCGCGCAGCAACUACGAGGCGCUCAACGCCCAACUUUUGGACGAGCUGCCAAAGUUCCACAGCGCCGCCGAGGAGCUCCUCGCCGGCUGCAUCAAGGCCUUCGCUCAGGCUCAGAAAGACUUCAUGAAGACGACCCUCGGGGAGCUGAAACCUCUCCUUCAAGCCUUUUCUCGCAAGGUCGGCACUGAGGGCAACUUGGUGGCCCAGUUCCAAGAAGAGUACGGUCGCGUGCUUCAGCUGCUGCAGAGCUUCAGCUUCUGCCCUGAAAACCUGCCCGCAGCCGCCGCCGCCGCCGUCGCCACAACCGGCGCGACCGUUAGCCCCAGCAAGAAAACCCUGGAGAAGCACAGCUCCAAAAAGCAACUCCAAGGACCCCCCAACUGCAUCUUGCAGACCGAGCAGCAUCGCGCCGGCCUGAUGGCGCGCUACGGUCCCGGGAAACUCUUCCAGGCCGAGAGGAACUUCAAUGCGGCCCAGGAUCUGGACGUGUCCAUCCUGGAGGGGGACCUGGUGGGCAUCAUCAAGCAGCAGGACCCGAUGGGGAGCAACAAUCGCUGGCUGAUUGACAACGGCGUCACCAAGGGCUUCGUGUACAGUUCCUUCCUCAAGCCCUACAACCAGCGCCGGAGCCAGUCGGACGUCUCCAUCGAGAGCCAGUCGUCCAACGAGUCGGGCUACGGCGGCUCCUCGCCCGUUUUCUCUCGCCAGAACAGCAACAGCACGCUAACCUUCAGCCAGGAAACGGCAACCGUCAGCUUCUCCACGACGCAAGCCCAAAGCCGCUCGUCUCCGCACCCGUCCCCGGACUCCGCCCCGUCUCGCGGGCUUCACCCCGACCCGGCCGGUCAGAGCGACUCCUCGCCGCGGAACCCCUCUGACCGCAAGGAGUCGGCCGAGCGCCGCGCCGCCUCCGGUCAAAGGAACGUCGAGUCUUCGCACCAGAGCUCGGGCCGCCACGGGGACCCGUACGAUGGCAGUCGCGCCGGCCCGAGUGACCAGUCGGAGACGGACUCCUCUUCCUCGCGCAGAAACGCCUCGCAGCAGAGACACGGCGACAAGGCUUCCAACUCUUACCGGUGGAGGAACGGCGGCCUCGAGAAAUCCGCCUACUCUCUCGACGACUUCAGCGAGCCCGAAUCGGAGCGCGAUGCGGAAUUGGACGGGCACCAGAUCUACUUUGCCCUGUACUCCUUCAGUGCUCGUUGCGCCAACGAACUGAGCAUUUCGGCCAACCAGCGUCUACGCAUCCUGGAGUUCCAGGACAUGAACGGCAACGCCGAGUGGUGGCUCGGCGAGGCCGGCGGCCGACGAGGCUACGUGCCGUCCAAUUACAUCCGGAAGUCCGAGUACACCUGAGCGUUUGCGACACGGCGCUGAGACUGUUUGCGCAGAGGCAACACAACCACAAACAAGCGGCUUAUUUUUGAAGUGAUUGACUUUUGCUCCUAGCGCCAUGCCCGUAUUUAAAGAAAAAAAAAUAUAGUACUUUCCAUUGAACCCUGUAAAGUAAUGAGGAUAAUACAUUGAGUAUUAAUAACACAUCGUGAAAGGUUAAAAAGAGACCCAUUUUUUUUAAAUUGGGGGGGGGGGGAACCCGACCACUGUGUUCAUUGCACUUUCUCCAUUUGGCAUCAUAAGAAUGGUGUGGCUAUGCCGAACUGUACCCAACAAUCAAAGUGUGAGUGUGUUGCAGUUUGAGGAGAGUGUGUGUGUGAUUUUUUUGAUUUUAUUUUUUUUUUUAAAUCUGCACUCCUUAACUUCUCUCCAUGUCAGUGGCCUAUUUUUUAUUUUUUUAAACCUGGAGUGACACUGUGAAAUGAUGUGGGAAAAACCAAGUUUUGACCUCUUUGUUCAAUAAAGGAGAGCAUGUUUGCUCCCUGUGUACAUACUGUAUGUAAUGUUGUUGUAUAUGGAAUAUUUGCGUGCCAUCUCACCUUUUUGAUUAAACCAACCAUGUGAGAAUGA